AUGUAACUAAAGAAAAAGCUAUCAAAUACACAGAACUAUAUAUAGCUUUACUAAAAGGCAGAGAGUUAACAGUAAAGAAAUUUUUGCUCUGGUUAUUUAAAUCUGUUUAUUAAGUUAAUCAUUUAAACAAUUAUUUUAGCUGCUGUUAUUAUGGUUUAUAGUUUUGAUGUCUUCCAAAAUACAUUUCUUUAUUUAGUUUCAGUAACAUUUAGUAGUUUAAUAGUAGCUGAAUUAUUAAAUGUCUUUACAGAAGUGAAUAAUUUUAGAUUUAUAAUGUUUAUUGGAAAGAUGUUCACUUCAGUAGUAUACAGGAUCAAUUAUUUUUUUAUAGAAUUAGACAAAUUUAGUAGGUAUUGAUUAAAAAUUCAUCAUAAAUGUCCUAAUUUUAAUAACCAUUAGUUGGUUUCCAUUACAUAUAAUUAAUUAAAACUAAGAAAAUGGGAUCCCUCAGAAUUAGACAAGAUAAUGCAAAAAAUUAGAAUUAGAAAGUGAUAUAAUUUAUAAUCAUGUAUUUUUAUAAGUAUUUAAUAUACGAUCUUAUGGCCGAGUGGUGA
Paramecium primaurelia is the source of this 554-nucleotide messenger RNA. Lineage: Eukaryota; Ciliophora; Oligohymenophorea; Peniculida; Parameciidae. The record is from the annotation of a GenBank genome assembly.